Glycine soja is the source of this 789-nucleotide messenger RNA. Its product is annotated as auxin-induced protein 15A-like. The transcript has a single exon. Bases 336 to 614 code for a protein of 92 amino acids. The record is from RefSeq and is a predicted model, not a curated record. Gene Ontology annotation, biological process: response to auxin. Lineage: Eukaryota; Viridiplantae; Streptophyta; Magnoliopsida; Fabales; Fabaceae.
CAAGAUGAACCAUUUAGGCUUUCUUUUUCAUAGAUCCAGAAGGCUGGACAUGUAUUAGCUACUAUAACAUGUUACGUUUAUUCGUAAGAUAAGUCCUCUUAGACAACACCAUAUGCCUUGUCUCUCGUUUUGUCCCAUUAUCAUAUCCCUCGGACAAUAAUUCAUUUAGCCAGUGGUUUCUUACAUAUCUUAUUAUUAUAUAUAUUCAUUGUUGCAAGCAUUCAGGACCAACCCAAAUCAUUCACAUCCAAAAGCAUUCAAAAUCCAGAAGCAUAUUUUCAAGGACUUUUCUCAAACCAUUAUCUUCGCAAGUCUCUAAGACAACCAUUACAGCAAUGGGUUUCCGUUUACCUGGUAUCAGAAAGGGAAUAUUUGCAGCCAACCAAGCAUCAUCAAAAACGGUGGAUGCACCAAAGGGAUACCUUGCAGUUUAUGUUGGAGAGAAAAUGAAGCGAUUUGUGAUCCCUGUGUCAUACUUGAACCAACCUUCAUUUCAAGACUUGUUGAAUCGAGCUGAGGAAGAGUUUGGAUAUGAUCAUCCCAUGGGCGGCCUCACAAUUCCUUGCAGCGAAGAUGUCUUCCAACAUAUAACUUCUUGUUUGAAUGGACAAUAAAUCUCACACUUUAGGAAGCUGACAUAGAUUAGUAGUGACAUUUUGUACAAUAGGCAUCUUCUCAAUUUGUAAAGAUCUCCCUUUCUUCAGAAACAGGGAAAGAAAGACAAAAUCUCAAUAUGUCAAAUUUUUUGUUUAAUCAGAAUGAAUUCUAUUGCUCAAGCAUCUUCUCUAU